Messenger RNA from Phascolarctos cinereus (koala), 15863 nucleotides. RefSeq names its product LDL receptor related protein 1B (gene LRP1B). Gene Ontology annotation, molecular function: protein binding; calcium ion binding; hormone binding. Gene Ontology annotation, biological process: receptor-mediated endocytosis. The record is from RefSeq and is a predicted model, not a curated record. NCBI's taxonomy places the organism in Eukaryota, Metazoa, Chordata, Mammalia, Diprotodontia, Phascolarctidae. Gene Ontology annotation, cellular component: signaling receptor complex; apical plasma membrane; plasma membrane.
AAAAGUCAAGACACACAAGCGGCUCACACACGCACACACACACAUACACUCCCUCUGUCUCUUUCACACACACACAUACACACACACACACACACACACUCACUCACACAUACACACACAUCCAUACACCUUCCAAAUCCUGCUGAAGGCAGGGAGAAGGCAGACGGGCUGGGCUCAUUUAGCAGAAGAAUUUCCAGUGACAUUUGUAAAUGACGCUGCUCCAUUCCGGGCUCAGUGCUGCUGCCGCUGCCUGGCCGAGAGUGCAGCCAAGCAACCCCGAGCGCAGGCUGCCUUACCCGGCAACAACAAUGUCUGAGUUUCUCUUAGCCUUAGUCACAAUCUCGGGAUUAUUGCCUAUUGCUAAGGUGCUGACCGUGGGAGCCGAUCGAGAUCCACAGUUGUGUGAUCCUGGUGAAUUUCUUUGCCAUGAUCAUGUGACUUGUGUAUCCCAGAGCUGGCUAUGUGACGGGGACCCUGACUGCCCUGAUGAUUCGGAUGAAUCUUUAGACACCUGUCCUGAGGAAAUAGAAUUAAAGUGUCCCUUGAAUCAUAUUGCUUGCCUUGGAACAAACACAUGUAUUCAUUUAUCCCAACUGUGCAAUGGUGUACUUGACUGUUCAGAUGGCUACGAUGAAGGAGUCCAUUGUCGGGAACUAUUACCAAAUUGCCAGCAGAUGAAUUGUCAAUAUAAAUGCGCGAUUAUAAGGAAUGGUACAGGAUGCUUCUGUGAGGAUGGAUAUGAAAUAGCAGAAGAUGGAAGAAGCUGCAAAGAUCAAGAUGAAUGUGCUGUGUAUGGGACUUGCAGCCAAACCUGCAUAAAUACGUACGGGUCAUAUGUUUGUAGCUGCGUGGAGGGGUACCUAAUGCAACUUGACAACAGAUCUUGCAAGGCCAAAAAUGAACCCAGUGACAGGCCCCCAGUUCUGUUGAUCACAAAUUACGAAACAAUUGAGGUAUUGUAUCUCAAUGGAAGCAAAGUGGCAGCCCUGAGUUCAGCGAAAGGAAAGGAAAUUCACACUUUGGAUUUUAUUUAUAAUGAGGAUAGAAUUUGUUGGAUUGAGUCAAGAGAAUCUUCAAAUCAGCUGAAAUGUACCCAGAUAACAAAAACUGGACAAUUAACAGAUGAAUGGAUAAUCAACAUUCUUCAGUCCCUCCACAAUGUACAACAAAUGGCAAUAGAUUGGCUCACUGGAAACUUUUACUUUGUGGACCAUGUCAGUGACAGGAUUUUUGUAUGUAAUCACAAUGGAUCUGUGUGUGUUACCCUGAUAGACCUUGAGCUUCACAACCCCAAAGCAGUAGCUGUCGAUCCAAUAGCAGGAAAACUUUUCUUUACUGACUAUGGGAAUGUUGCCAAAGUGGAGAGAUGUGACAUGGACGGGAUGAACAGGACGAGGAUAGUCGAUUCAAAGACAGAGCAGCCAGCUGCCCUGGCACUGGAUCUGGUCAGCAAAUUGGUUUACUGGGUAGAUCUUUAUUUGGACUAUGUUGAAGUAGUGGACUACCAAGGGAAAAACAGACAUACUAUAAUCCAAGGCGUACAAGUCAGACAUCUUUAUGGUAUUACUGUAUUUGAAAAUUAUUUAUAUGCAACCAACCUAGAUAACUUCAACAUCAUACGAAUAAACAGAUUUAAUGGUACUGAUGUGCAAGCAUUAGUUAAAAAGGAAAACGCCAGAGCAAUCCGCAUUUAUCAAAAGAGAACACAGUCAACAGUCAGAAGCCAUGCAUGUGAAGUAGAUCCAUAUGGAAUGCCAGGGGGAUGUUCGCACAUCUGUCUGCUCAGCAGCAACUACAAAACACGGACUUGUCGUUGCAGGACGGGCUUCAACUUGGGAAGUGAUGGCAGGUCAUGCAAAAGACCGAAGAAUGAGUUGUUUCUCUUUUAUGGGAAAGGACGCCCAGGAAUUGUUCGGGGAAUGGACUUGAAUACCAAGAUAGCUGAUGAAUACAUGAUCCCCAUAGAAAAUCUGGUCAAUCCACGUGCUCUGGAUUUCCAUGCUGAAGCCAAUUAUAUCUACUUUGCUGACACCACCAGCUUCCUAAUUGGUCGGCAAAAAAUAGAUGGGACAGAACGUGAAACCAUUCUGAAAGAUGAUCUUGAUAAUGUGGAAGGUAUAGCUGUGGAUUGGAUUGGAAAUAAUCUCUAUUGGACAAAUGAUGGCCACAAGAAAACCAUCAGUGUAGCCAGACUCCAGAAAGCAUCACAAAGUCGGAAGACUCUCUUAGAGGGAGAAAUGUCUCAUCCUCGUGGAAUUGUUGUUGAUCCUGUCAAUGGAUGGAUGUAUUGGACAGACUGGGAGGAGGAUGAGAUAGAUGACAGCGUGGGAAGAAUUGAGAAGGCCUGGAUGGACGGCUUCAAUCGACAGAUUUUUGUGACUUCAAAGAUGCUGUGGCCAAAUGGUUUAACUCUGGACUCUCAUACCAACACAUUGUACUGGUGUGAUGCCUAUUAUGAUCACAUUGAAAAAGUGUUUUUGAAUGGAACUAACAGGAAGGUCGUCUAUAGUGGGAAAGAACUGAACCAUCCCUUUGGACUGUCACAUCAUGGGAAUUAUGUAUUUUGGACUGACUACAUGAAUGGCUCGAUCUUCCAACUAGUGAUGACCAGUGAAGUCACACUGCUGAGACAGGAAAGACCACCUUUGUUUGGGCUUCAGAUAUAUGAUCCUCGGAAACAACAAGGUAAUAAUGCCUGUCGAGUAAACAACGGUGGCUGUGGAACACUUUGCUUAGCCAUUCCUGGAGGUCGAGUUUGUGCUUGUGCAGAUAAUCAACUUCUUGAUGAGAACGGAACCACAUGUACAUUCAACCCUGAAGAAGUACUACCUCACUUAUGCAAACCUGGAGAAUUUCGCUGCAGAAACAGACGCUGUAUCCAGGAUAGAUGGAAGUGUGAUGGGGACGAUGACUGCUUAGAUGGCACUGAUGAGGAUUCAAUGACUUGCUUUAAUCACAGCUGUCCUGAUGAUCAGUUUAAGUGUCGGAAUAAUCGCUGCAUUCCCAAGAGAUGGCUUUGUGAUGGAGCUAAUGAUUGUGGUGGUAAUGAAGAUGAAUCCAAUCAAACCUGUGCAGCCAGGACAUGUCAGUUGGAUCAGUUCUCUUGUGGAAAUGGGCGCUGCAUUCCCAGGGCUUGGUUAUGUGAUAGGGAGGAUGACUGUGGUGACCAAACAGAUGAAAUGACAUCCUGUGAAUUCCCAACCUGUGAGCCGCUAACUCAGUUUAUAUGCAAAAACGGAAGAUGCAUUAGCAGCAAAUGGCACUGUGAUUCAGAUGAUGACUGCGGUGAUGACAGUGAUGAAGUGGGUUGCAUUCACUCUUGCUCUCAUAAUCAGUUCAGAUGCUCCAGUGGCAGGUGCAUUCCAGGACACUGGGCAUGUGAUGGUGACAAUGACUGUGGAGACUUCAGUGAUGAAACCAAAGCAAACUGUACCAAAGAAGAGAUUCAUUCUCCUGCUGGGUGCAAUGGGAAUGAAUUUCAGUGUGACCCUGAUGGGAACUGUGUCCCUGACCUUUGGCGCUGUGAUGGAGAAAAAGACUGUGAAGAUGGCAGUGAUGAAAAGGGCUGCAAUGGCACUGUGCGUUUGUGUGAUGAGAAAACCAAGUUUUCCUGUAAAAGCACGGGGAGAUGCAUUAAUAAAGCCUGGGUAUGUGAUGGAGAUAUCGACUGUGAAGAUCAAUCAGAUGAGGAUGAUUGUGAAAGUUUCCUGUGUGGACCACCAAAAUACCCUUGUGCUAAUGACACAUCCAUCUGCUUGCAACCAGAGAAGCUUUGCAAUGGAAGAAAAGAUUGCCCUGAUGGAUCUGAUGAAGGCGAUCUCUGUGAUGAAUGUUCUCUGAACAAUGGAGGCUGUAGCAACCACUGUUCUGUUGUUCCUGGGAGAGGAAUUGUGUGUUCAUGCCCAUCAGGAUUGCAACUCAACCCUGAUAAUAAAACAUGUGAAAUUGUGGAUUAUUGUGGCAAACACCUUAAGUGUAGUCAAGUAUGUGAACAACACAAACAUUCAGUCAAGUGCUCAUGUUAUGAAGGUUGGAAACUAAAUAUGGAUGGUGAAAGUUGUACUAGUAUUGAUCCCUUUGAAGCAUUCAUCAUUUUUUCUAUACGACAUGAAAUCAGAAGGAUUGAUCUUCACAAGAGAGACUACAGUCUGCUUGUUCCUGGAUUAAGAAACACAAUAGCCCUUGAUUUUCACUUCAAUCAGAGCUUACUUUAUUGGACAGAUGUUGUGGAAGACAGAAUUUACAGAGGCAAACUUUCGGAAAGUGGAGGUGUAGGAGCAAUUGAAGUGGUGGUAGAACAUGGCCUAGCUACACCAGAAGGUCUGACAGUAGACUGGAUAGCAGGAAACAUCUAUUGGAUAGAUAGCAAUUUGGACCAAAUUGAAGUCGCCAAAUUAGAUGGCACCCUGAGAACAACACUGAUAGCAGGUGCUAUGGAGCAUCCGAGAGCUAUUGCUUUGGAUCCAAGAUAUGGAAUUCUUUUUUGGACAGACUGGGAUGCUAAUUUUCCUCGUAUUGAGUCUGCCUCCAUGAGUGGUGCCGGAAGAAAGACUAUCUAUAAAGAUAUGAAAUCUGGGGCUUGGCCUAAUGGACUAACUGUAGACCAUUUUGAAAAAAGGAUAGUAUGGACAGAUGCCAGGUCAGAUGCUAUUUAUUCUGCCCUCUACGAUGGAACAGGCAUGAUAGAGAUCAUACGAGGUCAUGAAUACCUUUCUCACCCCUUUGCUGUUUCUCUGUAUGGAAGUGAGGUCUAUUGGACUGACUGGAGAACAAAUACAUUAUCUAAAGCCAACAAAUGGACUGGACAGAAUGUCAGUGUAAUUCAAAAAACCAGCGCACAACCUUUUGACCUUCAAAUAUACCACCCCAGCCGUCAGCCACAAGCUCCCAAUCCGUGUGCAGCUAAUGAUGGCAAAGGCCCAUGCUCGCAUAUGUGUCUGAUCAAUCAUAAUAGGAGCGCCGCUUGCGCCUGCCCCCACCUGAUGAAACUGUCCCCAGACAAAAAGACAUGCUAUGAAAUGAAAAAAUUUCUUCUUUAUGCAAGACGUUCAGAAAUAAGAGGAGUGGAUAUAGAUAAUCCAUAUUUCAACUUCAUCACAGCUUUUACUGUCCCAGAUAUAGAUGAUGUCACGGUGAUAGACUUUGAUGCCUCAGAGGAACGUUUGUACUGGACGGAUAUAAAAACACAAACUAUCAAACGUGCUUUUAUUAAUGGGACUGGGUUAGAAACUGUUAUCUCAAGAGAUAUUCAGAGCAUCAGAGGGCUAGCUGUGGAUUGGGUAUCCCGAAAUUUAUACUGGAUUAGCUCAGAAUUUGAUGAAACCCAAAUUAAUGUGGCACGAUUAGAUGGUUCUUUGAAAACCUCAAUUAUUCAUGGAAUUGACAAACCACAAUGCCUUGCGGCUCACCCAGUCAGGGGGAAACUUUAUUGGACUGAUGGAAACACUAUAAAUAUGGCAAAUAUGGAUGGCAGUAAUAGCAAAAUUCUCUUUCAGAAUCAAAAAGAUCCAGUUGGUCUAUCAAUAGACUAUGUGGAGAACAAGCUUUAUUGGAUCAGCUCAGGAAAUGGAACCAUAAAUAGAUGCAACCUGGAUGGGGGCAAUUUAGAAGUGAUUGAGUCAAUGAAAGAAGAAUUAACAAAAGCUACUGCUCUAACCAUCAUGGAUAAAAAGCUGUGGUGGGCAGACCAAAACUUAGCUCAGCUGGGCACCUGCAGCAAAAGAGAUGGAAGGAACCCCACUGUCCUCCGGAAUAAGACUUCAGGGGUUGUGCAUAUGAAAGUGUAUGAUAAAGAAGCUCAGCGAGGUAGCAAUUCCUGUCAACUAAAUAAUGGUGGCUGUUCUCAACUUUGUUUACCAACAUCUGAAACAACAAGAACUUGCGUGUGUACAGUGGGAUAUAAUCUCCGGAAGAAUCGUAUGUCAUGUCAAGGCAUAGAAUCAUUUCUUAUGUAUUCUGUUCACGAGGGAAUCAGGGGAAUACCUCUGGAACCAGCUGACAAAAUGGAUGCUUUAAUGCCAAUAUCAGGGACUUCAUUUGCCGUGGGAAUAGAUUUCCAUGCAGAAAAUGAUACCAUCUACUGGACAGACAUGGGCUUCAAUAAAAUUAGCAGAGCUAAAAGAGAUCAGACUUGGAAGGAAGAUAUUAUUACAAAUGGUUUGGGAAGAGUGGAAGGCAUAGCAGUUGACUGGAUUGCUGGUAAUAUAUAUUGGACAGACCAUGGCUUCAACUUGAUUGAAGUUGCAAGACUUAAUGGUUCGUUCCGAUAUGUAAUCAUUUCUCAAGGCCUGGAUCAACCAAGAUCUCUAGCUGUGCACCCAGAGAAAGGGUACCUGUUCUGGACUGAAUGGGGACAGAAUCCUUGCAUUGGCAAAGCAAGAUUAGAUGGUUCUGAGAAGGUCAUCCUUGUGAGCAUGGGGAUAGCAUGGCCAAAUGGUGUCUCCAUUGAUUAUGAGGAAAAUAAAUUGUACUGGUGUGAUGCUCGCAUAGACAAGAUAGAAAGAAUCGACCUUGAGAGUGGAGGGAAUCGGGAGAUUGUGCUGUCAGGGAGCAAUGUGGAUAUGUUUUCAGUCGCAGUCUUUGGGGCUUACAUCUACUGGUCUGACAGAGCACAUGCAAAUGGUUCUAUUCGAAGAGGUCACAAAAAUGAUGCCACAGAUGCAGUGACCAUGAGAACAGGCCUUGGAGUCAACCUAAAGGAAGUCACAGUCUUUAAUCGAGUAAGGGAGAAGGGUACCAAUGUAUGUGCAAAGGACAAUGGUGGCUGUCAGCAGCUUUGUUUAUAUCGAGGAAAUUCUCAAAGAACAUGCGCUUGUGCACAUGGAUAUCUUGCAGAAGAUGGAGUUACCUGCCUAAGACAUGAAGGUUAUUUACUGUAUUCAGGGAGAACAAUACUAAAAAGUAUACAUCUUUCAGAUGAGACCAAUUUAAACUCACCAGUUAGACCAUAUGAAAAUCCUAAUUAUUUCAAGAAUGUGAUAGCUUUGGCUUUUGACUACAGCUUGAGAAGAAAGGGUACCAACCGAAUCUUCUACAGUGAUGCACAUUUUGGAAACAUACAGCUGAUUAAGGACAACUGGGAAGGCAGACAAGUAGUUGUUGAAAAUGUUGGCUCUGUUGAAGGACUUGCCUAUCAUAGAGCUUGGGAUACCCUCUACUGGACCAGUUCUACUGCAUCAUCCAUCACAAGACAUACAGUUGACCAGAAUCGACCAGGAGCUUUUAACAGAGAAGCUGUCAUCACAAUGUCAGAAGAUGACCAUCCACAUGUAUUAGCAUUGGAUGAAUGUCAAAAUUUAAUGUUUUGGACCAACUGGAAUGAGCAGCACCCAAGUAUAAUGCGAUCUACACUCAUGGGAAAGAAUGCCCAAGUUGUUGUCAGCACAGACAUCCUUACUCCUAAUGGACUCACCAUUGAUCACAGUGCAGAAAAACUUUACUUCUCUGAUGGUAGCCUCGGCAAAAUCGAAAGGUGUGAAUAUGAUGGAUCCAAGAGAUAUGUAAUUGUGAAAUCUGGACCCGGGACUUUCCUCAGUUUGGCUGUUUAUGACAAUUAUAUCUUCUGGUCGGAUUGGGGAAGAAGAGCAAUUCUGCGCUCAAAUAAAUACACAGGAGGAGAUACAAAGGUUCUUCGUUCUGACAUACCGCACCAGCCAAUGGGCAUUAUCGCUGUGGCCAAUGAUACAAAUAGCUGUGAACUUUCUCCGUGUGCAUUAGCAAAUGGAGGUUGCCAUGACCUGUGCCUUUUGACGCCUGAUGGGAGGGUGAAUUGUUCAUGCAGGGGAGAUCGGAUAUUGUUAGAUGACAACAGAUGUGUGACUAAGAAUUCAUCUUGCAACAUUUAUUCUGAGUUUGAAUGUGGGAAUGGUGAGUGCAUUGACUAUCAACUAACCUGUGAUGGCAUUGUUCAUUGCAAGGAUAAAUCUGAUGAGAAACUGCUAUACUGUGAAAACAGAAGUUGCCGAAGAGGUUUCAAACACUGUUAUAAUCGACGUUGUAUUCCAAAUAGCAAGUUAUGUGAUGGUGAAGAUGAUUGUGGGGAUAAUUCCGAUGAACUAGACUGUAAAGUUUCAACCUGUGCCGCUAUUGAGUUUCGCUGUGCAGAUGGGACUUGCAUUCCAAAAUCAGCACGAUGCAACCAGAACACUGAUUGUGCAGAUGCUUCAGAUGAAAAGAACUGCAGUAACACAGACUGCACACAUUUCUAUAAACUAGGAGUAAAAACCACAGGAUUCAUCCAGUGUAAUUCCACUUCACUGUGUAUACUGCCAGAGUGGAUAUGUGAUGGCUCUAAUGACUGUGGAGACUACUCAGAUGAAUUAAAGUGCCCAGUUCAAAGCAAACCCAAAUGUGAAGAGAAUUAUUUUGGUUGUCCUAGUGGAAGAUGUAUUUUGAACACCUGGAUAUGUGAUGGACAGAAAGACUGUGAAGAUGGAGCUGAUGAAUUCCACUGUGAUUCCUCUUGCUCUUGGAACCAGUUUCCUUGCUCUUCACAAAAAUGUAUCUCUAAACAAUGGAUUUGUGAUGGGGAAGAUGACUGUGGAGAUGGAUUAGAUGAAAGUGAUUCCAUCUGUGGGGCUGUGACCUGUGCAGCUGAUAUGUUCAGCUGUUCAGGUUCCCAUGCUUGUGUGCCUCGGCACUGGCUUUGUGAUGGUGAAAGGGAUUGUCCAAAUGGAAGUGAUGAGCUCUCUACAGCUGGCUGUGCUCCCAAUAAUACCUGUGAUGAAAAUGCUUUCAUGUGUCAUAAUAAAGUCUGUGUUCCCAAGCAGUUUGUUUGUGACCAUGAUGAUGACUGUGGAGAUGGAUCUGAUGAGUCAUUGGAAUGUGGAUAUCGUCAAUGUAGUCCUGAGGAAUUCAGUUGUGCUGAUGGAAGAUGUCUUUUAAAUUCUCAGUGGCAAUGUGAUGGAGACUUUGAUUGCCCUGACCAUUCUGAUGAAGCACCAUUAAAUGCAAAGUGCAAAAGUGCAGAACAGUCAUGCAACAGUUCAUUUUUUAUGUGCAAAAAUGGUAGAUGCAUUCCCAGUGGAGGUCUUUGUGACAGUAAGGAUGACUGUGGUGAUGGCUCAGAUGAGAGAAACUGCCACAUAAAUGAAUGUUUGAGUAAGAAAGUUAGUGGCUGUUCUCAAGAUUGUCAGGACCUUCCAGUUGGGUACAAGUGUAAAUGCUGGCCUGGAUUUCAACUGAAGGAUGAUGGUAAAACAUGUGUGGACAUGGAUGAAUGCUCUUCAGGUUUCCCUUGUAGUCAGCAAUGCAUUAAUACAUAUGGAACCUACAAGUGCCUCUGUACAGAAGGGUAUGAAAUACAACCAGAUAACCCAAAUGGCUGCAAAUCACUCUCAGAUGAAGAGCCCUUCUUAAUUCUUGCAGACCAUCAUGAAAUAAGAAAAAUUAGCACUGAUGGAUCCAAUUAUACACUGUUGAAACAGGGAUUAAACAAUGUGAUUGCUAUAGACUUUGACUACAGAGAAGAGUUCAUUUAUUGGAUUGAUUCCAGCCGACCCAAUGGCAGCCGGAUAAAUAGGAUGUAUCUAAAUGGAAGUGACAUUAAGGUAGUGCACAACACAGCAGUUCCUAAUGCACUUGCUGUUGAUUGGAUUGGGAAGAACCUUUAUUGGUCUGACACAGAAAAAAGGAUCAUUGAAGUAUCCAAACUCAAUGGAUUGUACCCUACCAUACUUGUGAGCAAAAGACUGAAAUUCCCCAGGGAUCUUUCUUUAGAUCCUCGGGCUGGGUAUUUGUACUGGAUUGACUGCUGCGAAUAUCCUCACAUUGGCCGAGUUGGGAUGGAUGGAACCAAUCAGGGUGUUGUCAUAGAAACAAAGAUUUCUAGACCUAUGGCACUCACAAUAGAUUAUGUCAACAGUAGGCUCUAUUGGGCUGAUGAGAAUCACAUCGAAUUUAGCAACAUGGAUGGCUCACAUAGACACAAAGUCCCUAAUCAAGAUAUUCCAGGGGUGAUUGCACUAACAUUGUUUGAAGACUACAUCUACUGGACUGACGGGAAAACCAAGUCACUCAGCCGUGCCCAUAAAACCUCGGGAGCAGACAGACUAUCCCUGAUUAACUCAUGGCAUACCAUAACAGAUAUCCAGGUGUAUCAUUUUUAUAGACAACCUGAUGUUGCUAAACAUGUCUGUAUGCUAAACAAUGGAGGCUGUAGCCAUCUAUGUCUCUUAGCCCCUGGCAGGACAUACACCUGUGCAUGCCCCACCAACUUUUACCUUGCAGCUGAUAACAAGACCUGCCUCUCAAACUGUACAGCCAGUCAGUUUCGAUGCAAAACUGAUAAAUGUAUCCCAUUCUGGUGGAAAUGUGACACUGUGGAUGACUGUGGAGAUGGAUCUGAUGAACCUGAUGACUGUCCUGAAUUUAAAUGUCAACCAGGCCGAUUUCAAUGUGGAACUGGACUUUGUGCUCUGCCAGCUUUUAUCUGUGAUGGAGAAAAUGAUUGUGGGGACAACUCAGAUGAACUCAACUGUGACACGCAUGUCUGCCUGUCAGGUCAGUUCAAGUGCACCAAGAAUCAAAAAUGUAUCCCGAUAAACCUCAGGUGUAACGGACAAGAUGACUGUGGUGAUGAAGAAGAUGAAAGGGAUUGCCCGGAAAACAGCUGUUCACCAGACUAUUUCCAGUGUAAAACUACCAAACACUGCAUUUCUAAGCUAUGGGUUUGUGAUGAGGAUCCAGACUGUGCUGAUGCAUCAGAUGAAGCCAAUUGUGAUAAAAAGACUUGUGGACCUCAUGAAUUUCAGUGCAAAAACAACAACUGUAUACCGGAUCACUGGCGCUGUGAUAGCCAAAAUGACUGCAGUGAUAAUUCAGAUGAAGAAAACUGCAAGCCACAAACCUGUACCUUGAAAGACUUUCUCUGCGCAAAUGGGGACUGUGUUUCUUCGAGGUUUUGGUGUGAUGGAGAUUAUGACUGUGCAGAUGGCUCAGAUGAGAGAAAUUGUGAAACAGGUUGCUCCAAAGAUCAGUUUCAGUGUGCUAAUGGUCAGUGCAUAUCAGCAAAAUGGAAAUGUGAUGGACAUGAAGACUGCAAAUUUGGAGAUGAUGAGAAAAACUGUGAACCAGCUUCUCCUACGUGUUCAUCGAGUGAGUAUGUAUGUACCAGUGGAGGAUGUAUCUCGGCAUCUUUAAGGUGUAAUGGAGAAUAUGAUUGUGCAGACGGUUCAGAUGAGAUGGAUUGUGUAACUGAGUGCAAAGAAGAUCAAUUUCGAUGUAAAAACAAGGCCCAUUGUAUCCCUAUCAGAUGGCUAUGUGAUGGAAUCCAUGACUGUGUAGAUGGCAGUGAUGAAGAUCACUGUGACAGAGGUGGAAAUAUAUGUCGAGCUGAUGAGUACCUUUGCAAUAAUUCACUCUGCAAACUACAUUUUUGGGUGUGUGAUGGAGAAGACGAUUGUGGAGAUAACUCUGAUGAAGUCCCUGAAAUGUGUGCAAAGUUUCCAUGCCCACCCACCCGCCCUCACAGAUGCAGAAACAAUCGUGUAUGCCUUCGACCUGAGCAGAUUUGCAAUGAGAUAGAUGACUGUGGUGAUAACUCAGAUGAAGAUCAUUGUGGUGAUAAAUUUACAUAUAAAACAAGACCUUGUAAAAAGGAUGAGUUUGCUUGUAGUGAUAAAAAAUGUAUACCCAUGGAGCUACAAUGUGAUCGUUUUGAUGACUGUGGAGAUGGUUCAGAUGAACAAGGCUGCAGAACGGUUCCCACUGAAUAUACCUGCGAAGAUAAUGUGAAUCCAUGUGGAGAUGAUGCAUAUUGCAAUCAAACACAAACAUCUGUUUUCUGUCGUUGUAAGCCUGGAUUUCAGAGAAACAUGAGAAACAGACAGUGUGAAGACCUCAAUGAAUGCUUAAUGUUUGGUGCCUGCUCCCAUCAGUGUGUUAAUAUGAAAGGGUCAUAUAAGUGUGUGUGUGACCAGAAUUAUAAGGAAAAAAAUAACACCUGCAUAGCAAAAGGCUCUGAAGAUCAAGUUCUCUACAUUUCUAAUGACACUGAUAUCCUGGGUUUUAUAUAUCCAUUCAACUACAGUGGCGAUCAUCAACAAAUUUCUCAUAUUGAACAUAAUUCAAGGAUAACAGGGAUGGAUGUAUAUUAUCAAAGGGAUAUGAUUAUUUGGAGUACUCAGUUUAAUCCAGGCGGAAUUUUCUACAAAAGGGUCCGCGGCAGAGAAAGAAGACAAACUACCAGUGGUUUGAUUUGUCCUGAAUUCAAAAGACCCAGGGACAUUGCUGUUGAUUGGAUUGCUGGAAAUAUUUACUGGACAGAUCACUCUAGAAUGCAUUGGUUUAGUUAUUACACCACUCACUGGACAAGUUUAAGAUAUUCAAUAAACGUGGGGCAACUGAAUGGUCCCAACUGUACCCGGCUCCUUACAAAUAUGGCUGGAGAACCCUAUGCCAUUGCUGUCAAUCCUAAAAGAGGGAUGAUGUACUGGACUGUUGUUGGGGACCACUCUCAUAUUGAAGAAGCAGCCAUGGAUGGUACUCUAAGAAGAAUUUUGGUACAGAAGAAUUUACAGAGACCUACAGGGCUGGCUGUUGAUCAGUUCAGUCAACGCAUAUAUUGGGCUGACUUUGAGCUAUCUGUCAUUGGCAGCGUUCUUUUUGAUGGCUCCGAUUCAGUAGUUUCUGUGAGCAGCAAACAAGGACUUUUACAUCCACAUAGGAUUGAUAUUUUUGAAGAUUACAUAUAUGGAGCAGGACCUAAAACUGGUGUAUUUAGAGUACAUAAAUUCGGCCAUGGCUCAGUAGAAUACUUAAGUUUAAAUGUUGAUAAAACAAAAGGUGCCUUGAUCUCUCAUCGUUAUAAACAGCAAGAUUUACCCAAUCCAUGUUUGGAUUUAACGUGUGAAUUCCUCUGUUUACUUAAUCCUUCUGGGGCUACCUGUGUGUGCCCAGAAGGGAAAUCCUUGAUUAAUGGAACCUGCAAUGAUGAGAGCCUAUUAGAUGAUUCAUGUAAAUUGACUUGUGAAAAUGGAGGAAAAUGCAUUAUAAAUGAGAAGGGAGAUCUAAGAUGUCAUUGUUGGCCCAGUUAUUCUGGAGAAAGAUGUGAAAUCAACCAUUGUACCAACUACUGUCAGAAUGGAGGAACUUGCAUAUCAUCUGCUCUUGGAAGGCCAACCUGUAGCUGUGCUCUGGGUUUUACUGGACCAAACUGCAAUCAGAUGGUCUGUGAGAAGUUUUGUCAAAAUGGAGGGUCUUGCAGUGUCACUGCGGGGAACCAACCCUACUGCCAAUGCAUGCCUGAAUACACCGGAGACAGAUGCCAAUACUAUGUAUGCCAUCAUUACUGCGUGAAUUCUGAAUCCUGCACCAUUGCAGAUGAUGGAAGUGUAGAAUGUGUUUGUCCGACCCGCUAUGAAGGAACAAAAUGUGAAGUUGACAAGUGCCUAAGAUGCCAUGGUGGCCACUGCAUCAUAAACAAGGACAAUGAAGAUAUAAUAUGCAAUUGCACUAAUGGAAAGAUUGCCUCCAGCUGUCAGUUAUGUGAUGGCUACUGUUACAAUGGUGGCACAUGUCAGCUGGACCCUGAGACAAAUAUACCUGUGUGUUUAUGUUCUGCCAACUGGUCAGGCACCCAGUGUGAAAGGCCAGCUCCAAAGAGCAGCAAGUCUGAUCACAUCAGUACAAGAAGUAUUGCAAUCAUUGUUCCUCUUGUGAUCUUGGUGACACUAAUUACUACUUUAGUAAUUGGUUUAGUGCUUUGUAAGAGAAAAAGAAGGACAAAAACAAUUAGAAGACAGCCUAUUAUCAAUGGAGGAAUUAAUGUGGAGAUUGGCAAUCCAUCAUAUAAUAUGUAUGAGGUGGACCAUGAUCAUAAUGAUGGAAGUCUUUUAGAUCCAGAUUUCAUAGUAGAUCCAGCAAAGGCCAGAUAUAUAGGGGGAGGACCCAGUGCUUUCAAGCUUCCCCACACAGCGCCACCCAUCUACCUAAACUCUGAUUUGAAAGGACCACUAACAGCAGGGCCAACGAAUUACUCCAAUCCAGUGUAUGCGAAGUUAUAUAUGGAUGGGCAAAACUGUCGAAAUUCCUUAGGAAGUGUUGAUGAAAGAAAAGAACUUCUUCCAAAGAAAAUAGAAAUUGGGAUAAGAGAGACAGUGGCAUAAUCUUCUGAUACCUUUUAUAUUCUGUAUAAAUGUAUAAAAUAUAAGGAUUACUUUUGUAUGUUCCAACAGUAUUAUAAUUGUUUUGGCAUCAGCAUUACCUCUUUUGUUUCCCCCUUUUUGGGUUUAAUUGUUUUAUGAGUUUUUUGUUGUUGAUUUGUUUUCUGCUGAUGACUAUUGAUUGACCAUUUGUAUGGUAUUUUUACAAAAAAAAAAAAAGAAACUGCACUACAGUACAAUUUACAACAAUGCUGCUGAUAUGACACACCUUUGAAUUUGUUAAAAUUAAAAACAUAUUCCUUUGUAGUGUGAAUAUGAGCAAUCUAUUUUGUACGAACUUUUUUGGUUCUACUUAGACAGCAAAGAUGAUAUCUGCACUUUUCCAUGAUAUAGUCUGAAAGCUGUAGUACGGUGCGUCAUUUUUUCUGUUUAAAAUGGUGAAAGAAUGAUUGAAUGGUGUACUCUCUUCUUUGCGCCCAUUAGGACUUUACUUCAGAGCCUGAAUAAAAGUAUAUAAUCUUAAAAAUUCCAACAUGGCCUGCUUUUGAAAUCUGCCUUAGAUCAUGAAGAGAUAAAUGAGGCUUUAAAAUGAAAAAAAUAAAAGAUAAAUUCUAAUGAUCUGCAUGAAUAUAAACAACUAUGCUUUCUUAAAUUAUAUGUGCUAUCCUAAAUACAUAUGCCAUAUAAUCAACAUUUAUAUUUAACCAAUACUGUAGAACGUAGCAACACUAUCUUAAAAGCUGAAAGACUUUACUUGCUAUGGGACAAGAACUGAUCUCCAUUAGGCCUUUAGUAGAGUAGCCACUCUAGAGCACAAGAGGGCAUUACCUAUUCAUGUAUCAUGGAUGUGUUCACACAGCAUUUUGUGGAUAGUUAACCCCUUACCACACUGGAAACAACAAAAGAGAGAGAUGACAUGAGCACAUAAAUUGACAACAGAAUUCCAAUUUUAUGAAAGCAAAUGAAUUGUUUUUGCCAGGCCAUGCAUACAAGACAAAGCAGCUUUUUUAGUAAGCAGUGUUGAUUGGAUAUAUUCAAGGUAUGUUAGGACCAAUUCAUUAUGUGCCCCAUUAAAAAUAUUUAUUGGUAAGGGAUCUUAGCAGAAUAGUUCUGGGAUAAUCAUCAACAAUCUAUAAUCAAAGGUGGAAAGUGUCAAAGUUGGACUAAUUACUCUGGUAUCCAUUUCUUUUCCAUUCUAUAAAAGUAUAUAGAGCCCACUCACUUAUUUUUCCCCAAAAUUUCAGCUGAAAAAUAUGACUUAUUUAAGUUACAUAUAAAAAAGAUAGCAUUUUUAUACAAAUAUCUUUAAAGGCACAAAAGAUUUAUUCACAUGGUAUGGAGGGCUUUUUGUUCCUCUGAUAGACAUGACCGACUUUUAGCUGUCAUAAUGUAUUAACAUAACAGAUGAAAUAUGUUUGUGGUUGCUCUUUAUUCCCUUUGUACAAGCAUUAAAAAAAACUGCUGUUUUAUAAAGAGAUUUUUUUGUUGUACUAUGUGCAUGCAUACUACCUAUUUCUAAACUUUGCCAUAUUGAGGCCUUUAUAAACUAUUGAUUUAUGUAAUACUAGAGCAGUUUUGCUUGAAUGAUGUUAUGCAUAUCAUAAACUUUUUCAGGUUCUUGUUUAAGUACAUUUUUUAAAUUGAACAGUAUUUUUCAUUUUGGUUAUAAUAGUCAUUUUGCCUAUGUUUCUACAAUGAAGUGUUCAAUACUUUAUAAAAAAUUGUUGACUGACUUAUUUAAAUGAAAUUCUACAUAUUUAA